Molecule: messenger RNA, 3825 nt
Organism: Marmota flaviventris (yellow-bellied marmot)
Lineage: Eukaryota; Metazoa; Chordata; Mammalia; Rodentia; Sciuridae
Gene: Fgd3
Product: FYVE, RhoGEF and PH domain containing 3
Biological process (GO): cytoskeleton organization; filopodium assembly
Cellular component (GO): cytoplasm
Molecular function (GO): guanyl-nucleotide exchange factor activity; metal ion binding
Source: RefSeq, a predicted model, not a curated record
UGGUGCCUCAGGCAGUGGGACCACAGCCUAGGUGCCUCUUGUGUCACCCCAGGCCUGGGGGCAAAGCCCGGGAAGGCAGCCCCAGAAGCAGGCCUUCCUAUUCAAUGUGGCUCCAGAAGCUUCCUCUGAAGUUCAUAGUUUAGACAUUAACAGACAUGGCUCUUCUAGGAGGCUCUACCAGGAAGGAGGACUGAGUCCACCAAGGCCUCCUUGGGACCCCUAGCUGGGCCUGGGCAGCCUGGGGCAGUGGGGAUGCCACCUUAGAGGCAGGCAGCUCAAGGGCAGGGCCAUAGCAGCAGCAGCAGCAGCAGCAGCCCAACUUGGUGGCACAGUAGUUGUUCACAUUGUGCAGAGAGGACAACAAUGCCUAAGGAAGGGUCCAGGGCAACUUCCGGGAUCGGGAUCACUGGCCUCUGGGAUCUAUGGAGCUUGCAGAGCGGGGUCCUUAUUAUUGGAGACGACCAUAUCAUUUCCAUUUUUCUUGAGGUUGCUUGCCCUGGUACCUCUUUCCUGUUCUGACUCCCACCCCAAUUCCAAGGCAUGAGGCACCCCGCUGUGUUCUCAGCAGUGAAGACAGAGAACCCCAGUUUCAUCAGUGACUACCCAAGCACUUCCCAGGCUGAGACCCCGAGUAGGUCCCAAAUGGCUCCAGUUCAAACCUGCUAGGCAGGAGAUUUCCAUCAAAUCGUCCAGCCUCUGCCGGCCAACCCCAGAACCCAACAGGAAGCAGACACCCGCCUGUCAAACCUCAGUGGCAUUAGCUAAGAGACAGCUUAUCCAGACAGGACCCCGCUGAAGUCCACCAGGGUGUCGACAUUGCGAAUGCAGCCCUACCUGGCUUUGUCUUGGGGCUGCUUUCAGGGGCUCCCCUGAGCUGGGUCCAUUUCUCCCUGGCAGCUUCCCACAGAGCCCACUGAGUUCUGCUUCAAGGAUGGAAUCAGGUGAGGGAUCCUCAAUGUCCCCAGAAGCUGUCACCAAUGCUGGGCCUGGCAGCUCCUCCCUGGGGAAGCUUCGGGAGCUUCCUAUUGGAAUUGGCACCCACCAGGGGGAUCCUGACAGCCUGGCUGCAGCAGGAGAUGGCACUCCAGACACCUGCCCCCUGGGGGAGCCCAGAAGCAUCAUGAAGAUCCCCAACCGGGACAGUGGGAUUGACAGCCCGUCCUCCAGUAUAACCUGUGAGAACUUCCCCUGUGAGGAGGGCACUGAGGUCCCCCCAGGUCCUACGAUGCUGGGGCUGCACUCUGAGACUGGUGUGGACAGCCAGGCGUUGCAGGACAGCCCCCAGGAGGAGGCUGACAGUGACGUGGGUGAGGAGCCUGACCCCGAGAAGAGCCCUGCUAGAGCUGAGGAGGACACCGGCCUGGCCCAGUGUUCUGACCCGCAGAAGCUGUUCAACAUCGCCCAGGAGCUCCUGCACACUGAAGAGACCUACGUUAGGCGGCUGCACCUGCUGGACCAGGUUUUCUGCACCGCGCUGACGAAAGCGGGGAUCCCUUCGGAAGUCACUACUGGCAUCUUCUCUAACAUCUCCUCCAUCUACCGCUUCCAUGGUCAGUUCCUGCUGCCCGAGCUGCAGCGGCGGAUCACGGAGGAGUGGGACACAAACCCUCGGCUUGGGGACAUCCUGCAGAAGCUAGCCCCGUUCCUGAAGAUGUAUGGCGAGUAUGUCAAGAACUUUGACCGGGCGGUGGGGCUGGUGAGCACAUGGACCCAGCGCUCGCUGCCGUUUAAGGACGUUAUCCACAGCAUCCAGAAGCAGGAUGUGUGUGGGAACCUGACGCUGCAGCACCACAUGCUGGAGCCCGUGCAGAGGGUCCCCCGCUACGAGCUGCUGCUCAAGGACUACCUGAAGAGGCUCCCCAGGGAUGCCCCGGACUGGAAGGAUGCGGAGAGGUCCCUGGAGCUCAUCUCCACAGCCGCCAACCACUCCAAUGCUGCCAUUCGGAAGAUGGAGAAAAUGCACAAACUCCUGGAGGUGUACGAGCAACUGGGUGGAGAGGAAGACAUCGUCAACCCGGCCAACGAGCUGAUCAAGGAGGGCCACAUCCAGAAGCUGUCGGCCAAGAAUGGCACGGCCCAGGACCGCCACCUCUUCUUGUUCAACAGCAUGGUCCUCUACUGUGUGCCCAAACUGCGACUCAUGGGCCAGAAGUUCAGUGUCAGGGAAAAAAUGGACAUCUCUGGUCUCCAGGUGCAGGAUAUCGUCAAGCCAAACGCAGCACAUACAUUCAUCAUCACAGGAAGGAAAAGGUCCCUGGAGCUUCAGGCCCGGACAGAAGAGGAGAAAAAAGAAUGGAUUCAGGUCAUUCAGGCCACCAUUGAGAAGCACAAGCAGAAGAGCGAGACCUUCAGGGCGUUCAGCAGUGCCUGCAGCCUGGACGAGGACUCGGGCCUCUGCCCAGAUUCCCCGAUGGUGAGCACAAGCUCCAUGGAGCCUGCAUUGGUGACCGAUGGCAGUGGGGGUGCCAUAGGGCUCGAGUCCAGAAAACUCUCCUCGAAGGCCAAGCGCGACAAGGAGAAGCAGAGCUGUAAGAGCUGCGGUGAGACCUUCAACUCCAUCACCAAGAGGAGGCAUCACUGCAAGCUGUGCGGGGCAGUCAUCUGUGGGAAGUGCUCUGAAUUCAAGGCUGAGAACAGCAGACAGAGCCGGGUCUGCAGAGGGUGUUUCCUGGCAGAGCGGGUAGCCCCUGCAAGUCCCAGUGCUGAGGCUCCUUCAGAUUCCAAGCAGAGCACAGAGAAACCACCCGCUGUGGAUCCCCAGCCCAGCCUCAUCUGCGGCCCCCUGUGGCUGUCAGACAAUGGCACAUCCUGGAUUGAGGUAUGGGCCACCAUCCCCGCAUCGGACCCCCGGGUGCUGGACCUGCGUGGCAGCAGCGAGGAUGGCCGGCUGCCGCACGCCAUCCCUCUGUCUGGCUGCACGGUGGGCACUCCAGACCCCGAGGAGGGGCUGACAGCGGGACACCUGUGGAAGCUGCAGCAGGGUCAGCAGCGCUGGUACUUCAGGGCCCCCUCCAGAGAGCUGCAGCAGAGCUGGCUGGGAGCCCUGCGUGCUGCUGCCCACGGGGACACCACCCAGGAGAGCCCUGGUGCCCCGCAGCCCCAGGCCCCGACUGGCACAGCUUCUUCCUGAGCAAAGCUUUGCUCUCUGUGACAAUGACACGUGGAGCCUCUGUUCUCCUGGGAGGCAACGUCUGACCACAUGAAGAAGUGAAGCACUGCGGGGGUGGGGCUGUGGGAAGUCGGACGGCUCAGACCCCGGAGGGUCUCUCUGCUUUGAUGAGGAGAAACUGAGGCCCCGAGAAGACCACCCACUUGCCCAGAGUCACCCAGCACGUCCCAGGAAAGAGCCCAAGCCUGGCUCCAGCCCAGCAGUGUGACGGGAGCAGGGAACGUGGGCUACUGCCAAAGGCAACGUCCUCUGAGUCGGUCCUGUGGUCGCUUUGGCUCGUGAGACAGAGGAGGCUGUGUGGGUGCUGCCCAGCGAGGACCACUUCCCACCGGGUCUGCCGUUGCUCCUGGAGUGGGCAGUGCUGCCUGGGGUCUGCCCUGGCCCCUGUGGAACUGGACUGGGACUUGCUUCUUGGGGCUCAGACAGGGCGGCGAGCUGUGAGGCAGAGCCUCGGAGAGGGCAGAGAAGGAAGGUAGAGCCCCAGGGUGGACCUGCCCUGUCCCACAGGACUCACAGUUCCUGAACAAUCACACUCAGAAACACUGCUGGGAGGCUGGCCCUGGCCCUGUGUGGUGGGCGUGGGAGACUGUGGCUGUCCCCUUCGCGGGUGGAUGCCGUGCUUGUCUGUGUAAAUAAACACUGGCUCUCAGCACGUG